AUGGAAGCAGGUAAUGAGACGCGGGUGAGUGGGUUCAUCCUCCUGGGCCUCUCUGGGGACCGGGACACUCAAGUCUCCCUCUUCGUCCUGUUCUUGGCCAUGUACAUGGUGACGGUGCUGGGGAAUGUUCUCAUUGUCCUCCUGAUCAGACUGGACAGCCGCCUGCACACGCCCAUGUACUUCUUCCUCAGCAACCUCUCCCUGGUGGAUUUGUCCUAUGCCACCAGCAUAGUACCUCAGCUGCUGGCCCAUUUCCUUGCAGAGCACAAGGUGAUCCCAUUCCUGAGCUGUGCAGCCCAGCUGUUUUUCUCUCUGGCCUUGGGUGGCAUAGAGUUUGUUCUCCUGGCAGUGAUGGCUUAUGACCGCUAUGUGGCUGUGUGUGACCCCCUGAGGUACUCUGUCAUCAUGCACGGAGGACUGUGCACUAGGCUGGCCAUCUCGUCCUGGGUCAGUGGCUCCAUCAACUCUCUCAUCCACACUUCUAUCACCUUUCAGCUUCCCAUGUGCACAAACAAGUAUAUUGAUCACAUCUCCUGUGAAAUUCUAGCUGUGGUCAGGCUGGCCUGUGUGGACAUUUCCUCCAAUGAGAUUGUAAUCAUGGUUUCCAGCAUCAUCCUUCUGAUGACACCCUUCUUCCUGGUCCUGUUGUCCUAUAUCCGGAUCAUCUCCACCAUCCUGAAGAUCCAGUCCACAGAAGGCAGGCAGAAAGCCUUCCAUACCUGUGCCUCUCACCUCACGGUGGUUGUCUUGUGCUAUGGAAUGGCCAUUUUCACUUACAUCCAGCCCCGUUCCAGUCCUUCUGUCCUUCAGGAGAAGUUGAUCUCUCUCUUCUAUGCCAUUUUGACACCCAUGUUGAACCCCAUGAUUUAUAGCCUCAGGAAUAAGGAGGUGAAGGGGGCCUGGCAGAAACUCUUAGGAAAAUUCUCUGGGCUAACAUUAAAAAUGAUAAUUUGA
Perognathus longimembris pacificus (Pacific pocket mouse) is the source of this 954-nucleotide messenger RNA. RefSeq names its product olfactory receptor-like protein OLF3. NCBI's taxonomy places the organism in Eukaryota, Metazoa, Chordata, Mammalia, Rodentia, Heteromyidae. The record is from RefSeq and is a predicted model, not a curated record. The transcript has a single exon. Gene Ontology annotation, molecular function: olfactory receptor activity; G protein-coupled receptor activity. Gene Ontology annotation, cellular component: membrane. The coding region runs from base 1 to 954 and encodes 317 amino acids. Gene Ontology annotation, biological process: G protein-coupled receptor signaling pathway.